AUGAUCGGUCGUAUUUUAUAUCGCCGCGCAUUGGCGACAUCUUAUCAAGUUUUGAAAUUAUUAUCAAAUCAAAGUUUGAUUCCAUCAACCAGAAAUGGAUCAUUGCAAUCGUUUAACUAUCCAAGUUUAAAAAAUUCACUAGUUCGUACCUAUUCAGAACAAGUUAAAGUGGAAGAUGUUGCAGUUGACUUUGACUAUGUUAAGAAAGCAAUAAAUAAUCGCAAUAUCCUAAUAAUUGAUGUCCGGGAACCCAAUGAAGUUACGGAACAUGGAAAAAUUCCAAAUAUGGGCAAUGUAACAUCUGUACUUAGUACUAUGCCAGAAAAUGAAUUUGCUAAACAAUAUAAUAAACCGAAACCCUCAGAUGAUAGUGAAAUAAUUUUUUAUUGUAUGAUUGGCAAAAGAUCGGGUAUGGCUCAGCAGAAUGCUCUCAACCUUGGUUACAAAAAUGCUAAGAAUUAUCUUGGAAGUUAUACAGAUUGGGCAAGUAAAACACAGUGA
Messenger RNA from Pieris macdunnoughi, 501 nucleotides. NCBI's taxonomy places the organism in Eukaryota, Metazoa, Arthropoda, Insecta, Lepidoptera, Pieridae. The record is from the annotation of a GenBank genome assembly.